UUGGUCAAGUCGCACCGCAGGUGCAUAUGCUGUGCGCUACAAAUUUUACAGAAAGCGUCAAGGUUUACGGGGAAGGUUUUUAUUACCGCCUAUGGCAGGGCGGAACCAUCCUCCUCUCGAAAAGCUGCGCGGUGCAGUAAUAGAAGAAAGUAUGGCGCUUGACGAGGGAGCUCAGUGCGGUCAACCAACUCAGGAAGAAAUCUUGGAAUGGCAAGCCAAAGUAGGAGCUCUCAAGCGGGAGAAUGCGCUCCUUCUUACUCAAAUGGCACGAGCUGUCAAGUGCCUUAAUGCCGUCACGGCAGAGAACCAACUGUUAAUGACGGAAGUUGCUUCACUGCAACCCGCGGCAGGGCCACCACCAAGCCAGGAUUUCCGGCGGUAAUGCGCGCCCAGAAGCCGCCCAGCCUUGGCAGCAGCUUGCCCAGGGUUUCAGCUGGCCACUCCUCAGCUCAUGCGUACAUACCAUAGCCUGCGCGAUUUUCCCUAAAUCUAACCGUUUCGCUUGACAGUAGUGUGUACAGUAAUAAUUUGCUGCAUUUCAUUGCGUUGACUUGGGAAUGGGGAUACGCCUUCCCAACCAUGCAUACCCCACCCUGCAUAUGCUCAUGUUGGAGUCUGCUUUGAGGGAAACUAGGUAGCUUGUUGCGCGGCGCUUCCGGAAGUGUGCCUUGUAUUAUUGUAUGGAGGGGGCUAGGGUAUGUGGACGGUAGAUUGCUGAAUGCGAUGAGUGUUUAGGGCAUAGUCGGAUUGAUACCAUCACUUUUCUGGGGUCAUUCAUUCCACUCCAUGUGUGUAGGUCAUCGACUCCUUAGCACCGCCUUGCAAGGCACAACCUGUCGGGUAUUUCCUCUUUGGGGGUCUUGCUGGCCUUCAGCUAGACGGCUUGUGCUUGGCGUGGUUAAGAGUUGCUGCGUGCCCCAUACUUACCGGCCUGUACGGCAAUAGUCAGUGUUGGUGUACGGGCUCAAUGGUGUUGAAGGUGCAUUAGGUUCAUGCUUGUCAGCAUACGAUGUCACUGGUUUGCGCAAGGAAGGAAUUGGAGGAUAGUGUUGAGGUCCCGGCUACACACCUGUCUGCGUCCAACUUCGCAGCCGCUGUGUUACCAUGCCUUCCGUAACUGCACCGCUGUGCGCAUGUGGCCCUGUUUAUGUGCCCGUAGUCCUGCUGUCCGCCUGCAAACAAAUUGGCUGUAACACAAUAUGC
Astrephomene gubernaculifera is the source of this 1203-nucleotide messenger RNA. Lineage: Eukaryota; Viridiplantae; Chlorophyta; Chlorophyceae; Chlamydomonadales; Astrephomenaceae. The record is from the annotation of a GenBank genome assembly.